Molecule: messenger RNA, 2915 nt
Organism: Oryza sativa Japonica Group (Japanese rice)
Lineage: Eukaryota; Viridiplantae; Streptophyta; Magnoliopsida; Poales; Poaceae
Product: AP2-like ethylene-responsive transcription factor CRL5
Biological process (GO): regulation of DNA-templated transcription
Molecular function (GO): DNA-binding transcription factor activity; DNA binding
Source: RefSeq, a predicted model, not a curated record
GUCCAUGAAGUCUGUGGCAAAAGCAGCCUUCUUUCAGCCACUCUGGGCAGCAUCCAGCUACAUCGUCUAGGCAGCAGUAGCAUAUGGUGGAACAGAGAGAGGAAGUCCUGGCCAUCCUGUCCAAUGGCAACUUCACAAUUAAAUUCUUGCAUCUUUAUGGGGGUGCUUGUUUGUGCUUGUGUGCUUUGAACAGCAUGGUGCUUAAUUGCCUCGAUAAGAAAAGGAGAGGGGGUUAAGCAGCUAGGAGUACCAGUGGUGUUCGUGGCUUCAUGUCAUGCAAGAGAGCUCAGCUCACAGAUCCCUAUGGAGUGGAUAGCUAUCGUGGGAGAGGCCAAGAACAAACUGCUCUAGAUUUUGUAUCGUAUCCUCGCGUUGCAUUACGGCUACUACUGCUGCUGCUGCUACUUAUCCACCGCUUUUUUGCUUUGGCCCUCUCAUUCCUUUUGCAGUUUUUUUCUGCUCAGCUCACCGGGUCCCCUCUCUCAUCUUCCUCGUCGUGCACCUUGCAUGGAUGUAGAAGUAGCGAGCUAGCGCGCGGCGACUGCGAGCCGAGAGAGCAACGCAAGAACGGCACGAGAGGCUGGCAGCGAGCGAGCGUGUGCAUGGUUGGUGCGAGCAAAUGGCCAGCGGCGGCGGCAGCAGCAACUGGUUAGGCUUCUCGCUCUCCCCGCACAUGCCGGCCAUGGAGGUGCCGUCCUCCUCUGAGCCAUCGACUGCUGCUCAUCAUCAUCAUCAUCAUCAUCCACCUGCUGCUGCUGCUGCUGCCGGAGCCAUGUCGUCUCCUCCCGACAGCGCCACGACCUGCAACUUCCUCUUCUCCCCUCCUGCAGCACAGAUGGUCGCUCCUUCACCUGGCUACUACUACGUCGGCGGCGCCUACGGAGACGGGACCAGCACCGCCGGCGUCUACUACUCGCACCUCCCUGUCAUGCCUAUCAAGUCCGAUGGCUCCCUCUGCAUCAUGGAAGGCAUGAUGCCGUCGUCAUCGCCAAAGCUCGAGGACUUCUUGGGGUGUGGCAAUGGCAGUGGCCAUGACCCGGCCACCUACUAUAGCCAGGGCCAAGAAGCAGAGGAUGCAAGCAGGGCGGCCUACCAGCACCACCAGCUAGUCCCCUACAACUACCAGCCAUUGACGGAAGCAGAGAUGCUGCAAGAGGCCGCAGCGGCGCCAAUGGAGGACGCAAUGGCGGCGGCCAAGAACUUCCUCGUCACCAGCUACGGCGCCUGCUACGGCAACCAGGAGAUGCCGCAGCCGCUCAGCCUCUCCAUGAGCCCAGGGUCCCAGUCCAGCAGCUGCGUCAGUGCAGCUCCCCAGCAGCAUCAGCAGAUGGCGGUGGUCGCUGCAGCUGCUGCUGCUGGUGAUGGCCAGGGAAGCAACAGUAAUGACGGUGGCGAGCAGCGUGUCGGGAAGAAGAGGGGCACCGGGAAAGGGGGCCAAAAGCAGCCUGUUCACCGGAAGUCCAUUGACACGUUUGGGCAGAGGACAUCGCAGUAUAGGGGCGUCACCAGCAGGCACAGGUGGACUGGAAGAUAUGAAGCCCACCUCUGGGAUAACAGUUGCAAAAAGGAUGGACAGACAAGGAAGGGAAGGCAAGUAUAUCUAGGUGGUUAUGACACUGAAGAUAAAGCUGCGAGGGCUUAUGAUCUGGCUGCGCUGAAAUACUGGGGGCUAUCUACGCAUAUAAAUUUCCCGUUAGAAAACUACCGAGAUGAGAUCGAGGAGAUGGAAAGGAUGACAAGGCAAGAAUAUGUUGCGCACUUGAGAAGGAGAAGCAGCGGGUUCUCUCGCGGUGCUUCCAUCUACCGGGGAGUAACAAGGCAUCACCAGCAUGGAAGAUGGCAAGCUCGGAUUGGCAGGGUUGCUGGCAACAAGGACUUGUAUCUCGGCACUUUCAGCACUCAAGAAGAAGCAGCAGAGGCAUACGACAUUGCUGCCAUCAAGUUCCGUGGCCUGAACGCGGUGACGAACUUUGACAUCACAAGGUACGACGUGGACAAGAUCAUGGAGAGCAGCUCGCUGCUGCCUGGUGAGGCAGCGCGUAAGGUGAAGGCGAUCGAGGCAGCGCCGGACCAUGUGCCAAUAGGCCGCGAGCUCGGUGCGACCGAGGAAGCGAGCGCUGCUACUGUCACGGGCACCGACUGGAGAAUGGUGCUCCAUGGAUCACAGCAGCAGCAAGCUGCAGCGUGCACCGAAGCAACGGCAGAUCUUCAGAAGGGCUUCAUGGGUGACGCGCACUCGGCUCUCCACGGCAUUGUCGGGUUCGACGUCGAGUCGGCGGCAGCUGACGAGAUCGAUGUCCCGGGAGGGAAGAUCAGUGGCAUCAACUUCUCGAACUCGUCUUCGCUGGUGACUAGCCUGAGCAACUCGAGGGAGGGGAGCCCUGAGAGGCUUGGCCUCGCCAUGCUCUACGCCAAGCAUCAUCCCACCGCCGUCAGCCUCGCCGCCAUGAACCCCUGGAUGCCGAUGCCGGCGCCGGCCGCAGCUCACGUGAUGAGGCCGCCGAGUGCCAUUGCUCAUCUCCCUGUUUUUGCAGCCUGGACAGAUGCUUAAUUAGAGCCAUGUUGCUGCUUGCUCGAUCUUGCUUUUGAUCGGCUCUUUUUGUAAACUAAAGCAAGAUCAGCAGCAAUCAGGUGCUUAUGGUACUUAAAUUAGCUGGAAGCCUGGAGUAGCAUACUUGGUUAUGAUGGUAAGCACUAGGCUGGUGGUGUAAGUGUUUAACCAGUAAACCCAUAGGUAGGACAUUCAAGCAAAAUCCAAAUCUCUAGAGCAUCCACUGGUAGUAGUAGUAGUAGACCUUUAGUGUUAGACCGGUAGUGUUCUUUGCUUCUUUUGAGCCUCUUUUUUUGGGGGAAAUUUGGUUGGAAUGUAUGGCUUUUUAACACGAAAUCAGGAAUGUAUGGCUUUUAACACGAAA